CCCCCCGCCGUCAUUGCCACCGCUUUCGACGCUUUGUCUCUUGCUGCAAACGGCUGCAGAUGGUCAAUCGAUCGAUGCUUUGAGGCGCCGUCGCUUCAGAUUCAGCGCGGGGUGGACGCUGCCCGUCUGCCUGCCUGAAACCGAAUACGUCCCCGGUGUUUCCCUAUGGAGAACGGGCACUCGCUCUGGGUUGCGUGAUUUUCCUCCGGAUAAGCAGAUGCUUCGAUUGGACUCAUCACCGUAUCAGCGGCCAGUUCCGGAUGAUUGCUGAGGUGUUGGCCGCGUUUCAGUCCGGAUCAUCCCGACAGCGUCUCCAGCGCGCGCACCGACGCGCACGGCGUGCUUGGUCCAGGUUCGGGUAGUUUGGCGCAUCACAAGGUCACAGUGAUGGAGCCCGUGCACCUGGGAGGGUGGAGCGGGUUCGUGUCGGUGUCAGUGGGCUGCAGCCCGGAGCUCCGAACGGCGGCACCGGCUAAAACGCGAAGCUUCCGGGACGAGAAACGCUGAAUGAAAGAACAUUUGGGAUGUGGCAGCGCGAGCCCGAUGGAGCACGGGACGAAGGCGAAUGAGAGAAAGGGAUCGAUCGCAGCCUUGUGAAGGGGAGAACAACGCUGGCGUCUGAUUGAAAUAACAGGGUGCGGACCAUGAAGGAGGCGGAAGCAGGUUCACACCCAGAGCUGCAGAUGUUAACGAGCUCGAAGGCUGUGAAACCCGGCGCCGGAACAGGUUCACGCGCGGGGGGAGGAGUCUGUGCCACAGGUGUGAGAUGAGCGCACACAUGGCGUCCGGCGGCACCUGACAGCGGCGCCGCUCAUUAAUGGCCUGUCCGUGGGAGACUCCACGCGCAGCGCCCGCAGACGAGGACGGGUCUCACAUCAGACAGCUGGAAGAGCAGGAACCUUUCACUUACAGCAGUCACGUCCGAUAAUCAGUAUUUAGUUGGAUUAUAAUAAAUCUUUCAUUGUUAACAUUCAGUGAAUAAUUAGAAAAUGUCGGUAUCAGUGUUUGGGCAGAGACACUAACCUCAUUAACCUCAUUAACCUCAUUAACCUCAGCAUGAAUCAAAUGGCUCUGGCUCUAGUUCAGAAAGAAGCAGCAAUGAUAACGCUGGUGAGAAGAGACCGAAUGAAAAUAAAAACCUACCGAGUGAGGAGGCUGGAGACUGUGGAGCGGACGGGCUGUGAAGACACGAGCGACUGCGUUUAGAUGGAGUCCGUCAACGGCCUGGAGCUCAGGGAGCUGAAGGGCGGAGGCCGAGCGGCGCCCCCCACGCCCGCCUCCCCGGCCCGGUCCGGAGCCCCCGGCCGCGGGUACGAGAACGCGUCCUACCAGCAGGACGACGAGCUGGCCCUCCACGCGGACCCGGGGCCGGGUCACGGUCCGGGUCCGGGUCACGGUCCGGGUCACGGUCCGGGUCACGGUCCGGGUCACGGUCCGGGUCCAGGUCCGGGUCCGGGUCACGUUGCAAGCUGCUCACCCUCGACAUCAGCACAUCACAAGGAGCCGGACCAGGAGCUCUCUCCUGGCUCCUAUGAUGAGGAGGAGGGCGGCCCGGCACCGGGGCAGAACCGAGACCUCGCUGACGAGCGCUCCUCGGACUACGGCUUCGUCCUGGCGCUGGUGUUCCUUGUGAGCGGCAUCGUGCUGGUGGUGGUCGCCUACACGAUUCCCAGAGAGGCCAAGGUCAAUCCCGACUCCAUAUCGGCCCGGCAGAUGGAGAAGCUGGAGUUGUACUACGCCCAGCUGGGCGCCCACCUGGACAAGUGCAUCAUCGCGGGCCUGGGCCUGCUGACUCUGGGGGGCAUGUUCCUGUCUGUGCUGCUCAUGGUGUCCAUCUGCCGGGGCGAGAUGUACCGCCGCAGGGCGGCCUUUGUUCGGCCCAAGAGGACUUACGGCUCCAUCAACCUGCGGAUGAAGCAGCUGGCCGGCGGAGAGGGGGGCGGAGACGAGGGAGGCGCGGGCGAGGACGUCUUAGUGGAGCACAGCGGCACAGAAAGAGGACCGAGCCGGGACAAAUCAGAACCGGGACCGAGCAGGAGGCCCGUCGCCUCCUAGGAUGUCGCUCGCGUGGCCAACGUGCUGUUCUGCAGCCCGCCUUUGUCUGCCGGGGCCUCUGUCUGCGUCUGCGUCUGCAGGAGCCUCUGUCUGCGUCUGCCGGAGCCUCCGUCUGCGUCUGCAGGAGCCUCCGUCUGCGUCUGCAGGAGCCUCCGUCUGCAUCAGCAGGAGCCUCCGUCUGCGUCUGCGGGAGCCUCCGUCUGCGUCUGCAGGAGCCUUCGUUUGCCGGAGCCUCCGUCUGCGUCUGAGGGAGCCACCGUCUGCGUCUGCCGGAGCCUCCGUCUGCGUCUGCAGGAGCCUUCGUUUGCCGGAGCCUCCGUCUGCGUCUGCAGGAGCCUCCGUCUGCGUCUGCAGGAGCCUCCGUCUGCGUCUGCGGGAGCCUCCGUCUGCGUCUGCAGGAGCCUUCGUUUGCCGGAGCCUCCGUCUGCGUCUGCGGGAGCCACCGUCUGCGUCUGCACGAGCCUCCGUCUGCAUCUGCCGGAGCCUCCGUUUGCGUCAACGGGAGCCUCCCAGCUCCAAAACGAGCAUUAGCCAAGUUCACGGAUAUUUAUUCUACGCACCGGUGAAGGACGUAAGACUAAAGGGUGUAGAGGAGGAGGUAAGCCUGAGUGGAUAAGCACAGUUCACACCAGUGUUAACCAGCGGUGAAUGAUCGAAAGCACAUUACAUCAAGAGAGAAAUCAGAACCGUCUGUUUGCUGAGACCGGACAGAUGUUGAACACGUUAAUCAUGUUUCAAAUCUCAAUCACAAAACAACUGCACUUUCAGAAUCUGACCUUUCAUUGAAUGAAUGUUACUGAUAGUCUGCAGGAUUUGGACAGGAAGUGAAAGGUCUCCCCCAGACGGGCCUUUCAUAUAAAUAUGACGCUGGCUCCUGAACUCAUUGUUGAUCAUCACAUUUCCCUGUUCAUGACAUUUCACCACCAGCAUCAGCAAUAAAUCCACAGUAGAGAAGAUAACGAAAGCCACCCGUCACCAGUCUGCAGGGUGCUGAACAAAGGCUUGUUAGGUUCAACCUACUUCAAUGCAAAUUAGGUGACUCGAUGAAGUCAAUAAUGUAAAUAAAGCAGUUGCAACAUUAGUCAUCAGUCAGUUUUCCUCCUGCUUUUUCUGCUUCAUGGUCACAAUCAGCCACGUGUGUCUUCUGAUUUAAUUCUCAGAAGGUUCCAGCUUCAGGGACUGGAAUGGAUCCACUCACUGGAUUAUUCUGACUUUGCUGUUGCAAUAUUCAGAUACUUAAGAAACAAUAAUAUUUUUAGAAUUAUUUAUUCUCAGACUUGAACCUCCUUCCUUCUGCUUAUGAUUAUGCGAUUCAUUCUUAAAUUAUUCCAAUUAAUAUUCAGAAUUUUAUUGCCCUGGUGUUUUGACAUCAACCUCAGAAUAUUGUUUCUUUAUUAUCUAAAUAUUCCCACUUCAUUGUCAAAAUAUUGUUAUUCUCAUAAUAAUCUUAGAAGCUGCACGUCUCUGACCAUAAUAAAAGAAAUCAGGAUGUACCUCGUGUCUGAGCACUGGAGGAAAGAGGGUCUCUGCUGUUCCUUUGUCUCCACGUGAACAGAAAAAUAGAGUUUUAUUUGGCUUUAUUUAAAGUGAUUUUGAUGGUAAAGAAGCAACAGUUUUACAAGAGCACAGAUUAAGAUGCAGAGGGACGUGUACGAGUGAAAUGAGUCACAGUUCACACUGACACAUUAAACACAGAGCGUUAGCAGCUUCUCCACACUCGCUUCUUUUGAGGUCAGAGCCUCAAACUGACACAAUCCAAUAGUGAUAUUAAAUGAUAAAAGUAAAGGGAAUGUAAAGCUUUCUGCUGCUGUGACUGAAGACACGCACGGCCAUGAACUCCACCACAUCCCAUUUUACUGCGCUGCUGUUUAGAACACAUCGUUUGCUUUGGUCUUGUUUCAGUCUCACCAUCGGUUUUGAUACGAGGAACCUUUAAUGACAGAGCUCCUACUUCUUUGUAUCAUAUGUAAACAGAUGUUAUGACAUGAAAGGAUGAGAUGCCUUAAGACGUGAACACAAGCACUGUACAGUAAUGUGUGUCUGCACCCAUAUGAAUAUGUUGAUGUAUUAUGGUCUGUAUGGUGAGCAGAUUAUCCAACAGUGAUGUAGCUACACACUAAUGUCUCUAUGGGUCAGUCACUCUGCAGUCAAAGGCCUUAAACCACAGACCACUCGUCUACUCAUCAUCAUUUUGAAUUUCAUAUAUUAUGUUUCCAGAGUGAAUAAUUGUGAUGAUAAGCAUUGAACCAAACAGAAAUUCACAGGUUCUGUGAUUUGUGUGUGGUUUAGGAGGAGAUGUUUAGAACUGCAUUGAGCAGAGGGCCGUAAAAGAUGUGGGAGAGGCUAUAGGCUGCAGCAGAGCGGCUGCGUUAGCGUACGUGAGCUGAUUCCUGAAGAGAGCGCUUUCAGCUGUAGGGGGGAGACGGCGAGUGACUGUGCACAAAGCUGAACGCUUUGAAUGACACAUAUUCAGGUUUCUCCUGCUGCCUGUGGGCGCCGCAACAAAGAGACCGAAAUAAACAGACAGACGCGACUCAGCUCGAGCUCUUUACAAGCACGAAACAGCCACAGACGGGUCUCACCUGCGUGAAGCUGCAGGCGCUGAUGAGCUGUGGAGCCACACAGACAUGGUGGCGUUGGCUGCACAGCUGGAGAGGCUGCACUGUGGUGACACAGACGCUGCGCUGCCGGACGGAGCGGCGUCAGGGUCCCAGAGCCACUCACAACGGGAACCGAGUGGGAACAGUGGAACGCAGACAAAGCCAAGAAGCACAGACCUGCAGGAGGCACCGACCAAAGCGACCGGACCUGAGAGACGAGGGCUGAAGGAUGAACGCCAAGACACGAGCACCUUGGUCAAAGGCGAAGGGGAAAUCUAUCUUCAUUCUGCCGACAGCUCAGUGAGAAAAUGUCUAUUUAUACCAGCGACUGUUGGUGGAGCCACUCUCAGAUGUCAUGGAAAGUCCUUGUGGGGACACGACACACAAAACAAUGUCAAGCCUUAAAAUAUCCGGCCCAGUGUAAAAUGUAAGUCAGCGCCUGCUGAUGAGGGCACAGCGAGCGCCAGCGGGCGGAGCCGAAUAAACAGAAUUCAGUCCAACGUUCAAUGGAAGAUCAUGCCUUUAAACAAAACAUUCACCUGUCUUUACCUGCGGCUGCACCUCUCGUUGCCGUGGUAACGGGUGACUAGGUGUAGCUGCCAAGGCUUUGUUGGAUAAAUUCACCGGGUUCAUGAGUUGUUCUCCCACUUUGGCUCCGGGUUAACAUCCCCUCACAGCAGUUGAACAGACGUUCACGUUGAUUAUAACAUCAGCUGAUUUUAGCUGUGCGUUAGCGCCCCCUGGUUCUUGCUGAUUAUAGGAAGGCGCCAGAUGUGGUAAACAUCUGGACAGCAUGCCCAUCGUCCAAGCAGCUUAUGUUCUGUGUGCAUUGAUUGUGGUGGUAAAAUAAAUGAGACUCAUAAUGGACGCAGACAUUAUUAAAGUGAUAGCGGCUCUAAAUCAAAGCACAAGUUGGACGUUGAGUGGCUGUGAUUCUGUAGAACGGAGUAGAGCUGCUUAACUAGAUGUCAGACGUUAAGGAGGCAGUGGUGUGUGACAUUAGAUACAUACGUAGCGUUGUGUGCUGAUCAGAGGUCAGUCCCUGCAGCUGCUUGGGAUUCAGGACUUUUCUCAAGGACAGUUCAGCAGCGGGAGGGUUCUGACCCCCCGCUCCAGCUCAUUAAUCACAACACACCCUGCUGCCGCAGAAGGAUCCAGCAAAAAUGCCAACGCCAUGAAAAAAAGCAACUACAACAUAAUUGUCUAGGAUUUCAUAGAAACAGCUGCUGAACUCACGUGGGAAUGAAAAUAAAGUGUAACAAACAGUUUCACAUCUGUGUCUUUACCUGAUGGUUACAGAACCCAAACAGUAGCAUUUCCCUCCACGACUCAAUGAAUGUAGGAACAAAUGCAGGCAUCACAGCUGUGUCCCCAACACCACAUCUGUCCUUCACGUGGUAGAGAUGUAUAAUCAGCGUGUUAGUGAUUUUAUACUGGAGGAAACUUUCAGUCAAACAGUCGUCUGCAGCAACUGAAUCAUCACUAAUUAAAACAUAAAUCGAUUCCAUCUGGGUGAAAACCAUGAACUGUCUGAAAAACCAGAUGAGAUGUUAAGUCUGUGUGUGAAUCAAUGAUCUGAGACAAUGAAAGUAACAUUAGCACAGAAGAAGUUAAAGUGAUAUAUGACUUUAUGAUAUGAUUGUUGUUUACUCUGAGCUGCUGGAGAUGAUUCCAGAUGCAGAGCGGUUCUAGAACAUGUCUGUGAGUCUUGUUUUUUUUUACUGAGCAGAGUGAGAUGUUUUAAUGUGACAACCAGGCAGACGGAGGCUUGGGUGUGGAUGUAGUUCAGCUCAUUAGUUCCUUUUAACUUGACUGUUAUUGAAGUAACCUUAGCGUCAUGAGAGUUCAUAAUGUAGGAGGUGAUGUGAAAACAGCUGAAGAUCAAACAGAUGGAUUCAUUACAAGCAUCAGUUAAAAUGUGAUGAGUUCUGGUUUUACUUUUCUCUCUGCAUUUAAUGAAGAGCACAGCGACGUGUAACUGCUAAGAUGCUCCCCUUAAACCUAAUGGAAAUAAUGGAAGUUUGUCUUUUCCCAGUAAGUGAUUAAACAGACAUAUUAUUCACGUCAUCUGUCCCUCUCAUCUGUUAAAAGCUGCCUCGCCUGCAUGUCGCUGUGUGGUACCUUACGUCUGUACAUACGGAACGACUGCAUCGUCUGUAACAAUGAUGCUGAUUCAAAACGUGACCAAUAAACUUCCUGUUCUGCUGUUGUUUUAUUGGA
This is a messenger RNA of Betta splendens (Siamese fighting fish), 6875 nucleotides long. It is a transcript of the gene tmem74b, whose product is annotated as transmembrane protein 74B. The transcript is spliced from 4 exons. Bases 1207 to 2055 code for a protein of 282 amino acids. The record is from RefSeq and is a predicted model, not a curated record. Lineage: Eukaryota; Metazoa; Chordata; Actinopteri; Anabantiformes; Osphronemidae.